This is a messenger RNA of Trichoderma gamsii, 2733 nucleotides long. RefSeq lists its product as hypothetical. The transcript has a single exon. The coding region runs from base 1 to 2733 and encodes 910 amino acids. The record is from RefSeq and is a predicted model, not a curated record. Lineage: Eukaryota; Fungi; Ascomycota; Sordariomycetes; Hypocreales; Hypocreaceae.
AUGGACGCUCAUACGUAUGUCGACGAGCCAUGGCCGGUCACUUCGAGAAGGGCGUCGAUUAUUGUUCCCGAGGUGGUGCAGGAUCAAGGGAGUUCAAGUGUCUCACAAGACACCACUGCCCAAGACACCAUCUCAACUGAAAAUAUGCAAUACCCUGCCCACAACCAAGAAGCUGGAGAUAAGCACGGUUCGUAUUUGGAUUGGUUGAUAGAAGAAAAUAGCAAAGCUCUACGCGAUCCCGCGUAUUCGACCAAGAGGCUGAGAGACGAAGACGAAGACGACAUCAACCCCAGGCUCAGUAAACUGUCGCAGUGGUCCAAAGUCAUGCAAGGCCUCACAUCCGACGAGGCCAUCCUGUCUUCUCGCUUUGUCGAGCUCUGCAGACUGCGCUCUGUCAGCGCAGAACUCGACAAGGGAGACACGCUUGUCUUCAUCGACUACCCAGAGAUCAAACGUCGCUACUCGGAGCAAACUGAUUGCUAUGGCAUCAGAUAUUCGUCUCAGAAAUUUCGUGUGCACUCGGAAAAGCUGCUCGCAACUGGAUCUGCCAAGUUCGCCGAGAUGCUGAAUCCUACAUAUCAAUUUCGCAUCCAAAGACGGAAGAAGCUUACAAAGAGCCUCCCAGAGGGCAUCAAGUACGUCCUCGAUCUGACACCGCCUUCUGAAGGAGAUGAUCUUGUAUUCCAAAUGACUCAGCUGUCGCUCACGCCUGGCAUCAUCAAAUGGUGGGCCGCCAGUGACCUUCACAAAGUGACCAGCUGGCUGGUUACCGGACAUGAUGACAUAUGUUCAUGCGGCCAGCGACCGAUUCCAGGAUGGGGUGUUCCAAAGGACGAGGGAAAAGGAAAAGCCCCGGCUCAGAAUGUGUCCGAUGAGCCAAUAUCAAACAACGACAGUAACAACAAUAACAAUAGUACCAACAACGACAACGGCAAGGACAAUGACAGCACCAGCAGUGAGAAAGUAAUUCCGCCCACGUCGCAUGAUUUGAUUUCCAAAAAGAUGCAUGGCAUCAACCGACCGUAUGAGACGCCAAAGUAUCGCGACAUCCCCGACUAUUGUCCCACACGCCACCGCAAUAAUAUUAUCCGUCUUCUCAUGAUGAUUGAGGGACACGAUGUCAUGCUAGAUUCGGCAAACCGUGUCUGGACACUUGUCGGCCUGGCAAAGAUAUUUGAUUGCCCGUCUGUUGUGAGAGAUCCCGUCACCCAGUGGAUCAUGUACAACGAAAACACAAGAUUCAUCGAAGUGCUGCCAGAAGAGGCAUUGCAGAUAGGAUUUGCUCUGGAGCUCGCACAAGUCACACAAUGCGCUUUUCGAAUUCUUGUCAAUGAGUUGGCCCUCAAGGAGGCCAGCACCAGUUCCAGCCGCGACCUGAAUCGGGUCACCAUCUUUGGAAGAAGGCUCGGCAACUUGGAUGACGAGCUGCAUAACAUCGUUCAGCACGCUGCUCGGGCCCUCGUCGAAAGGGUAUCCAUUAUUCCUGAUGCGUUCAAGAGCGAGUUUAGCCUCGACUGCUGGAUGAUUGAAGAAUGGAUCAAUCUCCGGAAAAUGGAAAGCGCUCUCGCUGAAGAAACCACUGCAAGCUGCGUGGUGGCGUUGGAGUCUCUCCGUGUCUUGAUGACGGGAAUCCAAAAUAGCAUUAAAAACUCGUUUGAGAGGCUUAUAGUGGGUGAUGAGAACUCACUCUCUGCAUUCAUCUCCAUGGAUGAAGAUCGAGCCACCUAUGUCCUACCUGAAGAUUUUGAGUCUCUCCAGGACAUUGAACAAAGUUUGAACUUGACUCAAAGGCUUCUUUGCCCCUUCAUCUAUCGGCAACUGGGCGACAUUUGGAACAUUAAUGUGCACGAAUCCCAAUGGCUGUCUGAGGCAACUUCAGGCUUAUCCGGACCACUCAUGGCUCGGGCACGGAAUGGCGUCGAACAAGUACUCUAUUCAAAGCCAUUCAAGGCGAGUAUGCCAAGCUGGUGGGUAUUUCUGGAUCAUGUAGGAGAACCUCUCAGCGUUAAGAACCCGCUGGUCGACCUAUCCGCUCUCAAUAGGCAAAUUCAUGCUGCCAUCUUGCCGUAUAGCAGCUCAUGGGUGCGAUUCGACAUCGAGCCGUCCCUCAAUAUCACCCGCCACAUGCUUCUCACGCUCGAUAAUAACGAGAUGAAAUUCUUGCCCCUCUGGGCCGGCGGCUGUGAUGAUGGCACAGGAGGCGUCUUCGAGGCUGAGCUUCCCCCUGCUAGCUGGGGUCCCAAUGGCCCUGGGCCUGCGUACCACACCGGCAAUACAAUCCCAUCUACGUCGUCGAGCGUCUCCGGCUCGUUGGCUCAUGAAUUCUCCACGAUGAAAUUUAAGGGCAGCACCGUCGUUGGAUCAUUGGAUGCCCAAGACAGCAUCUCAACGGUAUACGCCCCCGGCCAUGUCAUUGCCGACAAUGUCUCGAUUGCGUCUGAAUCCUUCGAUGCGGAUGAGCCCGAUAACUAUCAAGAAGCCAGGUUUGUGAUUCCGGCAGACCACCAGGACACUGGCCGCGCAGUGGAUAUGAUGGUCGAGUCUCUGCAUUCGGACACGGAUACGGCAUCUGUCGUGACGGAUAUGGCUGCUACUGUGAGCAAUAAUGAUAGUAGCGGCGAUGAGUACGUUAUGAAUAUUGAUGAUCCCGCGACACAAGUGAUUGCUCAGAGCGACGAGAGUGAUGCUGAGAGUGAUGCUACAUUGGAAGCGUGGGAAAACAUAUGGCCUUGA